UUUUACAGCUUUCAGAAACCUGAAGGCCUUAUUCGUUUACUGCGUGCCUUUGCCAUGAAGCCUGGCGAAACCCCCAAGCAAGGACUUGCCAGGCUAUACAGAUGCAUCUGGGCAAUUUUAUGGGUAAGUUGAACAGUGUUCAGACAAUUUCUGAGUUCAGGAUAUUGUUUUUUUUCCGGGUCACUUACCUAGAUCGGAGCGCUCUGUGGAAUGAAACGCAAGUGGUGGGCGCAAGUCACAUAGUCCGUGUUUAGUCCUGGAUUUUGUAGUCAAGCGUAACUUUCAAACACAAAAUUCAUCCCUCUGAAUGUUGAGCAAUAAUAAUUGUUUGUAGUCUCCUCGUUUUGUUCAUGUGUUCCUGUUUGACCAGAACUUGGAGCCUGUAGAUAGUCAAUCUUCCAGCAUCAAAUUGGCUACUUUUCAAUGUCACCAACAGAAGUAUUUAGGUAUUUGUAAAGAUUUGGAUAUUUCCCAAAUGUUCAUGGUCAAAAAGUUAGUGCCUGGAAAUCAAAAGGGUUUCAUACAGUACCUUAGCUCUCCAUCAGGUUGAACAUCCUGCUUCACUGGAGGAAGUGGAUUUUAUUUAUUUGUUAUUGUGGUCCAGUCAUUCCUAGUGCUGCUUUGAACAGUUGCCUCUUUGAUUACAUCUGUAGGUUUUCAGAGUUUGACCACAUAGUACCCCUAAUAAAAUGAUUUCCCUCACAAAGACUCUUUUGGAACUAACUUGUUAAUUUCCUUUGUUUACAUCUCAUAGUUUGGAAGUAAGAAAACCCUAGGGACUGAUGUUGGAAAGCCCCCAUAUGUUUUCCCUUCUACUCGGAAGAGGGUGAUAAGGGAGAUUAUUCCUGGUGCUCUGGUGGACAAACCGGAUCCAACACAUGCACAGGUGAGUGUGAUAUUUGUUAAUUGCAGUCAGUGAUCCUUCUUAAGAUAUACGGAGAAUCAGAAGGUCUGAUAGAUUUUCCUUCCAAAAGUAUGGGGGUAGGUGUUUAUAGGACAACUACAUGUAGAUGCCCUUGCUGUAGGCGAGUGUGUGUCCCUUAGCCACAAUGCCUUCGUUUGAUUCACUUAGUUAUUAAGAUCCAGAGCUUGUAGCUGCUAUACAUUUACAUCAUAUUUCAUCUUCUGUUUCCAGGUUUACAAAGUCAACAUAGGAGACCUUGCCCUUGCUACCUGGCCUGCUGCUAAAUAA
Messenger RNA from Porites lobata, 1192 nucleotides. The record is from the annotation of a GenBank genome assembly. NCBI's taxonomy places the organism in Eukaryota, Metazoa, Cnidaria, Anthozoa, Scleractinia, Poritidae.